AGUUCGUUAAAACCUAUCGUUGAGGUCGGAUGUACGUUCGUUUCCCACCAUCUCCGUGCCAUGUGAUGACCCCCAGAAUCAUUUUGCGUUAAUAUAUUAACUAAUGUGACUUCUUAAAAAUUUGUGAUAGAGUUUAGUGCCUUUUAAUUGUGUUGUUAUUUUUAAAUUACCAAUUGUGGAUAUGUACGCUGCUUACGCGGGGGGAGCACCCCCGCAUUACGCUCCCCCUCCGCCCCCUGCAUAUUUACAACCUCAUGCGCCACCACCUCCUAUUCCUCACCAUGUACAAGUUCCUCCUAUCGGCUUGGGCCAGGAUCCUACCCCCGUUGCACAUUUUUCGAAAAAACGGAUAAGGUCAGAUGAAGACGACCCAACUGGUAGUAAGUUUACAAGAAUGGAAGACGAAAAUAUUCAAGACAAGGAGAGAUUUGCUAGUAGGGAGAACCAUUGCGAAAUUGAGAGGAGAAGACGUAAUAAGAUGACGGCGUACAUCACCGAGUUAUCUGAUAUGGUUCCCACCUGCAGUGCUCUAGCCAGGAAACCUGACAAACUGACGAUUCUUAGGAUGGCAGUUGCUCAUAUGAAGCAACUCAGAGGUGAGAGUACUGGUAAUACUAGCACAGAUGGUACUUACAAACCUUCAUUCCUAACGGACCAAGAACUGAAACAUCUAAUUCUAGAAGCAGCUGAUGGAUUUCUUUUUGUAGUUAGCUGUGAUACAGGAAGGGUUAUAUACGUAUCAGAUUCUAUCGGCCCAGUUCUAAAUUACUCUCAAAGCGAUUGGUACGGCUCCUGUUUAUACGACAACAUACAUCCUGAAGAUGUAGAGAAAGUUAGAGAACAAUUAUCAACACAAGAACCACAGAAUACCGGAAGAAUCUUGGAUUUGAAAAGUGGAACUGUUAAGAAAGAAGGAAAUCACUCUUCGAUGAGAUUAUGUAUGGGAUCUAGAAGAGGUUUCAUUUGUAGGAUGAAAGUAGGGAAUGUUCCACCGGAAAGUAUGCCAGUUGGUCAUUUAAAUCGCCUUAAACAACGGAAUAGUUUAGGUCCUGGUCGAGAUGGCCAAAACCAUGCUGUUGUACAUUGUACAGGGUACAUAAAAAAUUGGCCACCAACAGAUAUGUUCCCAGGUGUUCAGCUAGACCGUCAAUCUGAAGAGGAAAUCCACACUUCUCAUUGCUGCUUGGUAGCAAUUGGUAGAUUGCAAGUAACAUCAACACCUAACACUAGUGACAUAUCUGGCUCAAGUAGCAACACUGAAUUUAUUUCAAGGCAUUCUAUGGAUGGGAAAUUCACUUUUGUAGAUCAGCGUGUGAUAGGUCUUUUAGGAUAUUCAACUGCAGAAUUAUUGAGCAAAAGCUGCUUCGAUUUUAUCCAUCCUGAGGAUCAAACUCAUAUGAAAGAUAGCUUUGAGCAAGUAUUGAAACUGAAGGGACAAGUAUUAUCAGUAAUGUACAGAUUUAGAGCAAAGAAUAGAGAAUGGGUGUGGCUAAGAACAAGUGCAUUUUCAUUCCUGAAUCCAUAUACUGACGAUGUGGAGUAUAUAGUGUGUACAAAUACAACCGCGAAAUCAGUUCAUACACCAAGUGAAGCACCUACCGAAGCUCCUGAGCAAGUUAGCUAUCAACAACCUGGACUAGACUAUAGUUUGCAAAGGCGAGAUUCAAUUUAUUCCCAUAUGCUUCCCACCACACAUAUCCAAAAUGAGUACCUGCCUAUGUCAACCACUACAAGUCCAGAUGAUUCUCGAUAUCCAAGACUGCUUGCUGAUCCUCAACAGGCUGCUAGACCUAGUAGUGUUCAGAAUGUUUAUACCACUUAUGAACCUACUCCAUCUCCUAUUGCUUAUGGGUCUCCUUCCCAAGCUAGUGCAAGUAGCAGUAAUGCUAGUGUUUUAGCAAGGCUAAGUAAAGGUAGCACUACGAGCCCUACUCCAGCAGCGGCGGCCUGGACUUUGCGGCAACCACAGCAGGCGCCAGAUGGCUAUCAGUAUAGUCAACCGAGCCCGAGGUCUCCGGGACCAACUUAUACACAACUCAGUGGAGGUAGAUCAGCCACGGCCUCUGCUUCUGCUUACCAAUGGACUAACUGGCAAAAUUCCGCACAAGCGUCAGAAAGUGCUCCCGGAUCCUCCAGUUCAGGACCUCCUCCUCAACCACAACCUCAUGAGCUCUCAGAUAUGCUGCAAAUGUUAGAUCAAGGAGGACCUACAUCUUUUGAGGACCUUACAAUGUUUAAUACAACAUUCGAGUAAAAUUUAUUUUUUUUGUACAAAUGAAGAUUGGUUUUAUGAAAUUUCGGGGAAGUGCCUGUUCCAAUGUUUGUUACAGAGUGAUUUUACUCUUUAAUACCUGUCAUACAUAUUUCUAUUUAUAUUUUUGCCUAAUUUUAAAUUUAAACUUUAAAGCCCGUGUUAAAAGAGAUCAAACAUAUUCUCCAGUGUUUUUCUUGAAUUGAAUGUAUUUUUAGAAAAAAAUGUCGAUUUCUUUAUUUUCAGUUUUAAUGUAUCUAAAUGUUAUCUACUUAUUUUUCUGCAUGAAUUCUCAAUUUAAUUACAAUUCUCCGUGGGUGUUGUGAUUUAGUAACUACUUCAUUAUUUUUUUUUUCUAAUUAUCAGAACGAUUGAUUAUGCUUUAGAAUACCUAAUAUUACUUAGGUUGGCGUAACAUUUUAUUAUUAUACUGUAUGCAUACAAUUCGAUUUUUGGUGGAUAUAAAUUACUUUGAACCUUUCUUUGAAGUGAAUAACAAACGUCCACGUAGAAUUUAAGUAUGAGAUGAAUUUAAAAACUGGUUUUACCCCGACUAUGAUAAUUUUUCAGUCAUUGUAAAAUAAAUCAUGUGUUUUUAGUGACACUUAGUGAAAUAAGUACAGCGUGUGUGUCUUAUUCAACCAGAAUUGUUGAGAAAAUGCCAGAAAAUUAAACAGCUCAAUUUGAACUUCGGCGAAUUAACGGAACUCGUUUGUUAUUUCUAACUGUUGUGACGUCCAAAGUUGUAUAGCUUAAGAUUUGGCAAAAUGCUAUGUUACUCUUACUAAGAUCAGUUCACACAGGCACUACACACUAAGAAGCAUGUGUACAGCAAAAUAUAUUUUUUUGAUAUUUGUUAUAGUAUAUUAACAUUUAUAAUUUUGGCCAAACUAUUAAAGUCGUCAAGUUGCUGGAUAUCAGCUGCCGUAUUCUAAUUGGUAUUAUUUAUGAAUAUCUAUAUGUAAUGUGUAACAGUACAUUUGUUUGAAAUUAUAUACCUAAUUCAAGAAACA
Diorhabda carinulata is the source of this 3264-nucleotide messenger RNA. It is a transcript of the gene tgo, whose product is annotated as aryl hydrocarbon receptor nuclear translocator homolog. Bases 182 to 2254 code for a protein of 690 amino acids. Gene Ontology annotation, biological process: regulation of transcription by RNA polymerase II. The record is from RefSeq and is a predicted model, not a curated record. NCBI's taxonomy places the organism in Eukaryota, Metazoa, Arthropoda, Insecta, Coleoptera, Chrysomelidae. The transcript has 8 exons. Gene Ontology annotation, cellular component: nucleus; cytoplasm; transcription regulator complex. Gene Ontology annotation, molecular function: DNA-binding transcription factor activity, RNA polymerase II-specific; protein dimerization activity; RNA polymerase II cis-regulatory region sequence-specific DNA binding.